GAGUUAGCUUGCGACGAAUCCCCGCAAAUUAUUAUCCGCGAUGGCGUGUCGUGCCGUUUUGCGGUCCUGCGUCCUCCUUUCGGAGCCAUGGCCAUGGCGCCCCUCCCUCCACCGCCGCCCUGCCCUCGCCUCCUCCACCUCCUCCUCCUCUCCGCCUUCCCUCCUGCGACCGUCUAGGGUUAGGGUUUUCCAUGGCGCUUCCCCUCUUCGAUGCUCCCAUGGCGAGGCCCCCUCCCCCGCCUCUUCCUCUUCUUCUUCCUCGCCCCCGGACGAUCAGGGCCCUCCCCAGGAAGCCGUCCUCAAGGCCAUCUCCGAAUUAUCUAAGUCAGAAGGAAGGGUUGCACAAACCACAAAUGUUGUCAUUGGUGGUACAGUGACAGAUGAUGCUACUGAUGAAUGGCUUGUUCUAGAUCAAAAGGUCAACUCAUAUCCCAUGACCAGAGGGUUCACUGCAAUAGGAACUGGAGGUGAUGAUUUUGUCCAAGCGAUGGUUGUUGCUGUUGAAUCUGUACUUCAGCAACCAAUUCCAAAGGGUCAUGUGACUCAGAAACUGUCUUCGAGGGGCAAGUAUGUGUCCGUAAACAUUGGGCCUAUUCGUGUUGUCUCUAGUGAGCAGGUCCAAGCUGUAUACAAUGCCAUGAGGAGGGAUGACAGAAUGAAGUAUUUUUUGUAGACUAAAUUCUUAUGUUUAUCAAUAAAACAGUCCACAUGGUUUGGCACUGUUGCAUUGCUGUAGCUCCAUUCUUUAGUUUUGGUGAUCUCUGGCAAUCUGUCAUUUGGGCAAGGAGGUCUCAGGUUUGAUUUGGUAGCUGUACCUCAUGCUCUUUUGAGUUCAUUUCUUAUCUGAAGAAUCGAGGAGGUGAUAUGUAUUGAAAUCCUGUUGAUUCUAGAUAAACUUGUAGACUAAUAUUUAUUCCCCUUCUGGAAAAAUAUCAAGAGACUGUGAUCAAUUAGUUGUAAAAAUUGUUUUUAAGUUACCUAUUGCAUGAGGCUCCCACCACUAUGUGGUUUGGGAAUGUUAUGCAACAUUAGUAUUGCUGAUACUCUGAGACUUGUAUUUUUCUGCAUUGUAAUGUUGAUCAAAAGAAUUGAGCAUCUAAUGGGUGUAUUGAUCAA
Molecule: messenger RNA, 1116 nt
Organism: Elaeis guineensis (African oil palm)
Lineage: Eukaryota; Viridiplantae; Streptophyta; Magnoliopsida; Arecales; Arecaceae
Source: RefSeq, a predicted model, not a curated record